Messenger RNA from Melitaea cinxia (Glanville fritillary), 931 nucleotides. RefSeq names its product F-box/SPRY domain-containing protein 1 (gene Fsn). The transcript has 4 exons. Gene Ontology annotation, biological process: synapse assembly involved in innervation; proteasome-mediated ubiquitin-dependent protein catabolic process. Gene Ontology annotation, molecular function: protein binding. Gene Ontology annotation, cellular component: synapse; SCF ubiquitin ligase complex. Bases 3 to 797 code for a protein of 264 amino acids. The record is from RefSeq and is a predicted model, not a curated record. NCBI's taxonomy places the organism in Eukaryota, Metazoa, Arthropoda, Insecta, Lepidoptera, Nymphalidae.
AAAUGAAUACAUACGAUAACGAUAUUUGUGAUUACGCUAUUGCCGAACUUGUGGCCGAUCAUUUUUUAGAGAAUAUAUUUUCUUAUUUAAAUUUGCGCGAUCUUAAAAAUUGCGCACUAGUGUGUAAGACAUGGCUUAGAAUUUUAAGUGAUGAAAAUAAUGAUGUUUGGAGAUUGCAUUGCGUUAAAAGAUUGGCUGAAGAAGUCAUGAAAUCAGAUUUACUUUCAAAUCUAUCUACUUACAAGUCCAAACUGAGAGCCUUUUACCACGCUUGGAGCCCUUAUGAUUGCUCGAGGAAUAUUUAUAUUAAACCUAACGGAUUUACUCUACACAGAAAUCCAGUAGCCCAAAGCACAGAUGCAUGUAGAGGAAAAAUCGGUUUUUAUAGAGGUAGGCACUCAUGGGAAGUUAUUUGGGAAGGACCACUGGGAACUGUAGCAGUAAUUGGUGUGUCAACAAAAGAAGCUCCAUUGCAAUGUCAGGGUUACGUAGGGCUUUUAGGUUCUGAUGAACAUAGCUGGGGUUGGAAUUUAGUUGAUAAUCAAUUAUUACAUAAUGGAGACACUCAUGGACGUUAUCCUAUUCUUAAUAAUUGUCCAAAAUACCAAGUUGGAGAACGCAUACGAGUAAUUCUAGACUGUGAAGGACACACUUUAUCUUUUGAGAGAAAUCAUGAAUUUCUAGGAGUGGCAUUCCGAGGCCUUCCUUACAGGAAAAAGUUGUUCCCAACUGUGUCAGCAGUUUAUGGUAACACAGAGGUUUCUAUGGUUUACCUAGGGGUACCAGCAGAUGGCUAACAAUAUCCUUAUUGGAUUAAAUUUAUUUAGUACUCAUGUGACAUAUUUAAUUUAUAUCUAUCACUAGUGUUAUCUUUGUCUUAAAAUCUAUACUUAAUAAAUUAGUUAAUAAAAAGGUACUUUUAACUUUUAAA